UUCCAAUUUACUAUGUUUAUUACAAGCCUAUCCACUAAGAACUAACACAUCCUAAAAUUAGCCAAAGACGCCUCGUUUCCUUCCUCUCCAACACCACUGGCCAACAAUCCCCUAGCAAUUCCUAGCCUCAGAACCCACCGAACAAAUCAAACCCCAAAACCAAUUUGCAAUGGUCGAUCAUCCACCGUCUCCAUCUGUGCACGGAGGGAUUCAUUGUCCCUCCGGCCAAUUUCCCGGCCGGCCGGAACGGCGGAACCUCGCCCAUGAUCACUUGAAACACCUCCCUUGCUCUUCAUGGCCAUGGAGACGACGAGCCAAGAUUCGCAGGUGAUCAUGGGGCGGUACAAGCUCGGCCGGCUCCUCGGCCGUGGCACGUUCGCCAAGGUCUACAAGGCCUAUAAGUUGGCCACCGGCGAGGCCGUCGCCAUCAAGGUGUUCGACAAGGAGGCGGUGCAGCGGUCCGGCACGGUGGAGCAGGUGAAGCGCGAGGUGGACGUCAUGCGGCGUGUGCACCACCGCCACGUCAUCCGCCUCCACGAGGUGAUGGCUACGCGGUCCAGGAUCUACUUCGUCAUGGAGUACGCGAGCGGCGGCGAGCUCUUCACCCGCCUCUCCCGGAGCCCGCGGUUCCCGGAGCCCGUCGCGCGCCGCUACUUCCAGCAGCUGAUCACCGCCGUGGAGUUCUGCCACAGCCGCGGCGUGUACCACCGCGACCUCAAGCCCGAGAACCUCCUCCUCGACGCCCGCGGCGACCUCAAGGUCACCGACUUCGGCCUCAGCGCGCUAGACGGAGGCCUCCGCGGCGACGGCCUCUUGCACACCACGUGCGGCACGCCGGCGUACGUCGCUCCCGAGGUGCUCCUGAAGCGUGGCUACGACGGCGCCAAGGCGGACAUCUGGUCGUGCGGCGUGAUCCUUUUCGUGCUCCUCGCCGGCUACCUCCCCUUCAACGAAACCAACCUCGUGAUCCUGUACCGGAAUAUCACGGAGAGCAACUACAGGUGCCCGCCGUGGUUCUCCGUCGAGGCGCGCAAGCUCCUUGCCAGGCUGCUCGACCCGAACCCCAAGACCCGGAUCACCAUCUCCAAGAUCAUGGACAGGCCAUGGUUCCAGCAGGCGACGUGCCCGCUCGGCGACAUGUCCCUCGUCGCGAGCGCGCCCUCGGUGCUGCUUGCCAGAAAGGAAGCCAGCCAGCAGCACGACGACGAGGAGGACGAUGGGUUUGCACGGGAGAAGAAGAAGCGGUCCAAUGUGAUCAUGUCGUCGCCGGUGAUCGACGUGAGGCCCUCGAGCAUGAACGCCUUCGACAUCAUCUCGCGGUCGAGAGGGCUGGACCUGUCCAAGAUGUUCGACGCGGAGGAGCGCAGGUCGGAGGCGCGGUUCUCCACCAGGGAGACCACGACGGCGAUCGUCUCCAAGCUGGAGGAGAUCGCGGAGGCGGGGAGGUUCAGCUUCAAGCUGAAGGAGAAAGGGAGGGUCGAGCUGGAGGGGAGCCAGGACGGGCGGAAGGGCGCGCUGGCCAUCGAGGCGGAGAUCUUCAAGGUGGCGCCGGAGGUGCACGUGGUGGAGGUGAGGAAGACCGGCGGCGACUCACCGGAUUUCCGGGACUUCUACAAGCAGGAGCUUAAGCCGUCGCUUGGCGACAUGGUGUGGGCGUGGCAGGGAGGUGAUUCGCCGCCGCUCGUGCCGGCGGCGGGGAGGAGGCCGAUCACGAAGCGCUCUUGAUAUGCCGACUCGAUAUCGAAUUUUCACGUUGUAAUUGAUAUGCUCUCUGCUUAUUGAUCUCUCGUACGUGUUUGUGAAGGGUGAUGGGUGAACCACCGUCCAGCUGAUCUGUGAGUUUUUAAAAGCACGAAUUACAUUUACGUUGGCAUUCCGCUGUCA
Molecule: messenger RNA, 1884 nt
Organism: Oryza sativa Japonica Group (Japanese rice)
Lineage: Eukaryota; Viridiplantae; Streptophyta; Magnoliopsida; Poales; Poaceae
Source: RefSeq, a predicted model, not a curated record